Molecule: messenger RNA, 2979 nt
Organism: Sus scrofa (pig)
Lineage: Eukaryota; Metazoa; Chordata; Mammalia; Artiodactyla; Suidae
Gene: MESP2
Product: mesoderm posterior bHLH transcription factor 2
Biological process (GO): heart morphogenesis; mesoderm formation; somite rostral/caudal axis specification
Cellular component (GO): nucleus
Molecular function (GO): RNA polymerase II cis-regulatory region sequence-specific DNA binding; protein dimerization activity; DNA-binding transcription factor activity, RNA polymerase II-specific
Source: RefSeq, a predicted model, not a curated record
AAACAAACAAACAAAAACCAAAGACUACAACAACCAUCUUGUGAGCAGAUGCUACAAUUAUUAUUCCUGUUUUAAGAGCCAAAGCUCAGGCUCAGACCUGCCCAGGGGGUACACAGCUAGCUACUGGUGGAGCUACUAAUUAUAUACUGUUCACUCCUCUCUCCCACAAGACUGAAAUGCUGUGAGAGCAGACAUCACAAUGAUUUUGUUCACUCCAGCAUAACUGACCUUUACCAUUUGCCAAAGAAAUAUGUAUUAAAUGAAUAAUACUCACAAGCCUCUAGAAGCACUUUCUUUAUAAAAUAAUAGCAAACAUUCAGCCAACUUGCCAGGCUCAUGCUAAGUGGUUCCACAGAUGGUUCCACUUAAUAUCAGAAAUCAUUCUAGGUGGUGGGUAUUUCAUAUUCUUACUGCCAGAAGGAUGAGGCGACUUGAGCCUCAGAGGAGUUAAGUGAACUGCCCAAGGUCACACAGCGAAUAAAGAGGGUCUGACUCAGACCUACCUUCCCCUUUUUUCACCACCCACUCCACCCUCUUCUCCAGGUUGCUCUGCACUAUUUUUCAGGGAAAGAAACUGUCGACACUCUCGGUGUCACACAGCAAGAGUGGGUUCUGGGAACCUGGGAAGGGUUCACCUGUCUGUCCCUUCCUGCCCCAAUCCCCCUCCUGCCAUCACUGUGAGCAGGUCCCUCGGGGGUUUGUCUUGACGCCUUAUCCAGCAAACUGGUAGGCACUGGGUGGGAGUUACUGGGCACAGCCCCCCGGAGAGUGGUGAUGAGGGAGGCGGCCACUCUUUGCGGGGGUCCUCGAGUCACCUGAGGGACGGUCUGGCCGCCUCGAGACGAUGGCAUUGCCCACCACUCUCAGGGUCCUGGGCACUCACCGGAGCAGUGGAUGGGGCCAGGUGGGUGGGAACGCAGUGAGAAGCUUAGCAGCUCCAGCCAGAUGCGAAUUGUCCCUCCCACACUUCCCGGGCUGCAGGGGCCUCCAUUAGAGCCCCCAAGGAGUCAGAAUCCACACCUCUGCAAAUGGGCCCGCUUUCCCAGGGCCCCCCUACCCAGACCUUCCCUGGGCUCUGUGGGUUUUGACACCUCUCUGUAACCUGGCGGGGGGUCCACCUCACACCUUUGGUCCAGAUAAAAGGUAGGUCCUGGAGGUAGCCGGCCCAGCUUCCCAGAGCCUGCAGCCCGGCCAUGGCCCAGUCCCCUCCUGUGCAGAGCCUCCUCGGCCGCGACCACUGGAUCUUCCCUCAAGGUUGGGGCUGGGCCAGCCACUCGAACUCCACGUCCCCAGCCUCUUCCUCAGACUCAUCGGGCUCGUGGCCCUGCGACCGCGCCCCCGGCCCCUUGCAGGCUGUGCCCUCUGCCCGCAGCGCAGUGGAGGCCGCCCCGACGGCGCCUGGGCGUGCGCGGACCCGGCCGGCCGGCGGGCAGCGGCAGAGCGCCAGCGAGCGCGAGAAGCUGCGCAUGCGCACGCUCGCCCGCGCGCUGCACCAGCUGCGCCGCUUUCUGCCGCCCUCAGUGGCGCCCGCCGGCCAGAGCCUGACCAAGAUCGAGACGCUGCGCCUGGCCAUCCGCUACAUCGGCCACCUGUCGGCCGUGCUGGGCCUCAGCGAGGAGAGCCUGCAGCGCGAGCGCCGGCGACGCGGCGACGUGGUGCUGCCCCGGGGCUGCCCGCGGUGCCCCGACGGCGGCUCCGCGCAGGCGCAGACGCAGAUGCAGAUGCAGGCGGGCGGCCUGGGCGGGGGCUCAGCCGUCGGUACCCCGACGUCCUGGGGGUCCCCGCCCGCCUGCUCCGGAGCGCUCACGGAGCCAGAGCGCCUGGGGAGCAGGGUCCCCGACAUGGGCCCCUGGGUGACACCCCCUUACUGCCCUGGGCUGCAGUCCUCCUCGCAGCUGUCCCAAGGGAGAGCCCCCAACGCAGCCCUUUGGAUGCCGUCUCAAGCUUGUUCCGGAACGCAGACACCCCCGGCGCCCGGGAACCAGCCCAUACCCUGGACAUCACCCCCCGCGUCUCUGGAGCUGGCUGCAGCGUACCAGGUACGCCCUCAGGCCCUGUCCUCUCCCCUCAGAAUGGUCCCCAGGCUUCGAGUGGAAAUGAAGCAGGGUAUCUCUGUGUCUCCGGAGUCCUAUCUGUCACCAGAAACCCCUCCUCUCCUGCCCGGCCCGCCAUGCCAGAGAUUCCAGCCUCAGGCCCAGUGGGAGUGCUGGAGCCACAGUGCAGAAGGGCUGCCCAGCUUGGAGGACCAGGCCCCAGACCCUGCCUUCCAGCUCAGUGAUCAAAGCCGUCCCCAGAGCUCAGGCCUACAGCUCAGUGGCUGCCCUGAACUUUGGCAGGAAGAUCUGGGGGGGGCUCACCUGGGCAUCUUCUACUGAUGGCCUUGCCUGACCCCCCUUUCAGCCAGGACUCAGGCCUGUUGUGUGGGGAGCCCUCCUCAUUUGUGGUUUGUGUGUCUUAAUCUUCUUCCUGAACUUUGGCAGGAAGAUCUGGGGGGGGCUCACCUGGGCAUCUUCUACUGAUGGCCUUGCCUGACCCCCCUUUCAGCCAGGACUCAGGCCUGUUGUGUCGGGAGCCCUCCUCAUUUGUGGUUUCAGUGGUUUUCAGGCUGUCUUUUAGCCACAGAUCUCUUUUCCAAAUGAUGUCUUUCAUGGAAGCAGUAUUUGAAACAGAUAGGGGGCUGGGGCAGUCCCUCCAAUCCUAUAUUCCCCCCAGGUUGACCAGUGCCCUGCAGAGCACAGCCUGAGCUGCAGUAAGAUGGUGGCUGCUUGACUGCAAUGGGACUGGUGGUGGUGUAGAUUUUGGGGGGUGGGGGUGGGAAGAAGCCUAUAUGCUUAUAUUUUGUACUUCUUAAAAAUAAAAACAAAACCAAACAAAAAGGAGUUCCUGUUGUGGCUCAGUGGUUAAUGAACCUGACUAGUAUCCAUGACGACAUGGGUUCAAUCCCUAGCCCCGCACAGUGGGUUAAAGAUCCAGCGUAGA